This is a messenger RNA of Colletotrichum spaethianum, 1389 nucleotides long. RefSeq names its product dihydrolipoyllysine-residue succinyltransferase component of 2-oxoglutarate dehydrogenase complex, mitochondrial. The record is from RefSeq and is a predicted model, not a curated record. Lineage: Eukaryota; Fungi; Ascomycota; Sordariomycetes; Glomerellales; Glomerellaceae. Gene Ontology annotation, cellular component: oxoglutarate dehydrogenase complex. The transcript has 2 exons. Gene Ontology annotation, biological process: tricarboxylic acid cycle. Bases 1 to 1389 code for a protein of 462 amino acids. Gene Ontology annotation, molecular function: dihydrolipoyllysine-residue succinyltransferase activity.
AUGAUGCGCCCCCAGCUCCAAACCGUCGGCCGUAUGGCCAAGCCCACGACCAGACUCGCAUCUGCCGCCCGAUCUCACAUCACCAACGCCGCCUCAAAAGCGUCGACCCGGUCCCUCGUCACCGCGACGCGGAACACGGCCACGAGAUCCGCCUCUAGCGCAUUCCCCGCCCUCGCCUCCUCCCAGUACCGAUCCUUCAGCACGACACGCAUCCAGCAUGGCGAGGUCAUCAUCACCGUCCCCCAAAUGGCCGAGUCCAUCACCGAAGGCACCGUUGCCUCCCUCGGCAAGCAGGUCGGCGACCGCGUUGAGGCCGACGAGGAAGUCGCCAGCAUCGAGACGGACAAGAUUGACGUUGCAGUGAACGCCCCCGAAGAAGGAACCAUUGUCGAGCUCUUCGUCGCUGAGGGCGACACCGUCGAGGUCGGCCAGAAGCUCGCGCGCAUGGAGACCGGCGGCGCACCCGCCGAGACGAAGAAGGAGGCCAAGCCCGAAAAGACGGAAGAGAAGAAGCCCGAGCCCGAGAGCAAGCCCGAGCCUACCGCCGCCCCGGCGCAGGAGCAGAAGAAGGAGCCCGAGGCCCCCAAGCAGGAGAGCAAGCCCGCGCCGGCCCCCAAGCCCGCCGCUCCUCAACAGAAGCCCGCCGAGCAGCCCCAGGUGCCUUUCGGCUCGACCGGUGCCUUCUCCCGUGGCGAGCGCAUUGAGAAGCUCUCGCGCAUGCGCAAGACCAUUGCUACCAAGCUCAAGCAGUCCCAGAACAUGACGGCGUCGCUGACGACCAUCAACGAGGUCGACAUGUCCGCCCUCAUGGCGUGGCGCGCAAAGAACAAGGAGGACGUCAUGAAGCGCCACGGCGUCAGGCUCGGAUACAUGGGCGCCUUCACCAAGGCGACCUGCCUCGCGGCCCAGCAGGUGCCCCAGCUCAACGCCUCCAUCGACACCGAGAAGGAGAUCAUCACCUACCGUGACUACGUCGACAUCAGCAUCGCCGUCUCCGCGCCCAAGGGCCUGAUCACCCCCGUCCUGCGCAACGUCGACAGCCUGGACAUCAUUGGCAUCGAGCGCGGUGUCGCCGAGCUAGCUGCCAAGGCCCGCGACAGCAAGCUCUCCAUGGCCGACCUCGAGGGCGGCAACUUCUCCAUCAGUAACCCCGGCAUCUUCGGCUCGCUCUUCGGCACCCCCGUCAUCAACUACCCCCAGGCCGCCGUCUUCAACAUGAACGGCAUCAAGGAGCGCCCCGUCGUCGUCGACGGCAAGCUCGAGAUCCGCCCCAUGAUGUACAUCACCGUCACCUACGACCACCGCCUCAUCGACGGUCGCGAGGCCGUCACCUUCCUGAACAUUGUCAAGAGCUACAUUGAGGACCCCGCCAGACUUUUGCUGGCUUAA